CUUAAAAAGGAGCAAGGACGACCUGAGUAUACAGAACAAGAAUUAAUCAAAAAAGAUUUGAUUGCACCCAAUUGGGAGUAGUGUCUCAUAAAACAUGUUAUUCUCAGUGCUCAUCUUCAUUUUCUUCAGUUUCAACCUCAACACUGAACUACUUGAAGCAAAAGGACCGAGCCUUUCUUAUGGAUUCUAUAAAGACUCAUGCCCACAAGUGGAGAACAUUAUUAGAGCUGCUCUUAGCUCCAUUCAUCUCAUGGAUCCUACUUCAGCUCCCUCUUUGUUGCGCCUCCUUUUUCAUGAUUGCCAAGUUCAGGGUUGUGAUGCAUCCAUCCUUCUUGAUUCAACCAACGGCGGCACUCCAGAGAUUAUCUCAAGUAAAAAUUUCGGAGUACGAAAGCUGGAGCAUAUAAAUUACAUAAAAUCAAUGGUAGAAGCAGCAUGCCCUUUGAAAGUAUCAUGUGCUGAUAUUUUAGUAUUGGCUGCGAGAGAAGCCGUGGCAUUGUCAUUAGGCCCUCGUAUACCGGUUCCUUUGGGGCGGCGUGAUUCAGCCGUCGCCCCAAGCAGUAAAGCCGCGGACACAUUAUUACCACCGGUGAGUAUAAAUGUCGAUGGGAUGCUGCAGUUGUUUGCUGGGAAAGGGAUGACAGUUGAAGAAGCAGUUGCCAUUAUGGGUGCUCAUUCAUUAGGUGUCACGCAUUGUGUGAACAUCUUGGAUCGUCUAGCCAGAGUGGACAAAAACAUGUCCCCAGGUUUUGAAGUGUCGCUGAGAUUAAGCUGCCCAUUCGGCUCUUUAACUCCGAAUACUAGCUUCGUACUAAACGAUCCCACUACACUUAUGUUUGAUAACCACUACUAUUGGAGCACACUGAGAGGGCGUGGGGUGCUCAAAAUUGACGCUGAUUUAGCGACUGACCCCAGAACGUUGCCGUUUGUGCAGCGUUUUGCAGCGAAUGAAGGGGAGUUCUUCAGGGCAUUUUCUUCGGCAUUUGUGAAGCUCUCUUCUUAUGGUGUGUUGACAGGGAAACAAGGCAUGAUUAGAAGGAGUUGUAACAGAAUAAGGUAAAUGAUAGGAGGGAUUGAAGUAUUUUGUCAUACUGUACAUGCUCAAAUACAAUAAUUUGGUCGGCAUCAUAUGAAUUUAUUGUGCAAUGUA
Daucus carota subsp. sativus is the source of this 1150-nucleotide messenger RNA. RefSeq names its product peroxidase 29. The coding region runs from base 95 to 1060 and encodes 321 amino acids. Lineage: Eukaryota; Viridiplantae; Streptophyta; Magnoliopsida; Apiales; Apiaceae. Gene Ontology annotation, biological process: response to oxidative stress; hydrogen peroxide catabolic process. The transcript has 3 exons. Gene Ontology annotation, molecular function: heme binding; peroxidase activity. The record is from RefSeq and is a predicted model, not a curated record.